AUGGACUCCAAGGACAAGAAACCUGAUUCUUCAUCUUCAGCCGAACCGCCUGACACUAUGACUCUACAUCAACUAAAGGACAUGCUAUCUAAAGGAGUUGAAUCAUCAGAUACCGAGGAGAGACUCAAUCAACUCGUUCAUUGGAGAAUACAAGAGUACAACCAGAACAAAUGGGAGUCCCUCUCUGACAUCUUUGCUGAGGAAUUUGAACUAUUCGCCAAAGAGGACUUUAAAAAGCUUACCAAAGACAAUAUCUGUGGCUUACGAGACUGCCUACGGACCAACGGAGUCUAUGUUCAAAAAGGGAGAGGGAUUUCCAUAGCCCAAGCACUGGCAAAUGUGGUUCAGGAAGAUAUCCCAUGGCCACCGAACGACCCAUGGCCACCGAACGACGAAGAACAGAAUACUACUCCGAUUCUCCCUCCAACCCCAAGCGACGGCCCUCCACGUCAGCCUCAGAAACAGCCAAUGCAGCCAAUUCAGCAACAACAGCCUGAGGAUAACCAAGUCAUUCAAGAUAGCAGCCCUAUCAACACGAGCCAACUCUCUGCGGUUUCACGUCCGCGCACCAUAUCGACUCUCAGAGAGCCUACUUUCUCGCUCAGCAAUCUCGAUCCACCUUUCGCCUCCCAGCAUACUCAUUUUCUCGCUCCACUUUUCGCCUCCCAGCAUGCUCAUUUUCUCGCCUCUUGGCUCGCCUCUCCGCUCGGCUACAUUCGUGAUACGGAGAAGCGGAAGGCUACAGGCCAAGGAUAG
Letharia lupina is the source of this 756-nucleotide messenger RNA. RefSeq lists its product as uncharacterized. NCBI's taxonomy places the organism in Eukaryota, Fungi, Ascomycota, Lecanoromycetes, Lecanorales, Parmeliaceae. Bases 1 to 756 code for a protein of 251 amino acids. The record is from RefSeq and is a predicted model, not a curated record. The transcript has 2 exons.